GCCAUAAAAUUCCCACAGCUCAGGCGGGCACGCGCACGCUGCUGUCUACGUCGUGGCGAACGAGGCCGCACUGCUUCGUCCAGGGGGCGGGGCUGUCAGUCAAAGUGCACAGGCUGCUGAGACUAUAAGCGGAAAGUUAAUUUAUGAGUGCGAGGUCGUCCCUGUCGUAUACAAAUGAAGAGAGACUUCUACUGGAGGGAAUGGCCGCCUCCUCAUCCUCAUCUUCAGCUGGUGGGGUCAGUGGAAGUUCUGUCCCUGGAUCUGGUUUCAGUGUGUCCGACCUUGCCCCACCACGGAAAGCUCUGUUCACCUACCCGAAAGGAGCUGGAGAGAUACUAGAAGAUGGCUCUGAGCGAUUCCUCUGUGAGUCGGUGUUUAGCUAUCAAGUGGCAUCCACACUUAAACAGGUGAAACAUGAUCAGCAAGUCGCUCGGAUGGAAAAACUGGCUGGUUUGGUGGAAGAGCUGGAGGCUGAUGAGUGGCGGUUUAAACCCAUCGAGCAGCUGCUGGGGUUCACACCCUCCUCGGGUUGAUGAUGCUGCAUGGUCUCCCAGAGAGUCACAGCUAUACUGUGAGCUGCAUGUCUGAGUUCACAUCCAUACGGCUCCUCUGUUUCUAUUAAUAGGCAACAAGUGCUCCUGUGAGACGGCACUGGGGUGUUUUUCACAUUCGUGUUCUGAAAAGUAUUGGGCAGCACUUGGGAAGCAGGAGCAGGAGGAUCUCUGUGAGUUCGAGGCUAGCCUGAUCUACAUGGAGCUCCAGGACAGCCAGGGCUAUGUAGAGAGACCCUGUCUCAAAAAUAAAAAGAAGUAUUGGGGAUCAGAUGACCACAGGCCUUUCAGAGAACCAGGAGAGUUGGGAUUUAGGAGACAUUUAGGACACGUGCCAGAAUCAGCCAGAUGAGUGGCGUAUAUCCUGUCAUUCAGAGUGUCUGGAAGCUUUCACCAGCCAAGCCCAAGGUCAGCAUCUGUCACUUCACGGUCACAGCCCAAACAUUUCUCUUCACACAUAAAUGUGAUUUCAGCUCAGGGACUGUCCAGAUGGGAACUUUAAAGUAUUCUUUCCUUCUCUAUUCUUAGACGUUUAAUAUUACUGAUUAUUUUUCUCGCCUCUUACCACAUGGCAAAUGGUGCUACUCUACCCCAUCUCUGCCCUACCAAAAUUGCUUUUUGAAUGUCACAGCACUUGAAAACAUGAAGUGACCUAAAUCCUUUUAGACCCAGAAGUCCUUAGUCCAGCUCGCUGGGGUAUGAAAGCAAUUCUGUAGCAAAUAAAUCCUUGCAAGAGCUCCAAA
Messenger RNA from Rattus norvegicus (Norway rat), 1294 nucleotides. It is a transcript of the gene Anapc16, whose product is annotated as anaphase promoting complex subunit 16. The coding region runs from base 144 to 533 and encodes 129 amino acids. NCBI's taxonomy places the organism in Eukaryota, Metazoa, Chordata, Mammalia, Rodentia, Muridae. Gene Ontology annotation, cellular component: anaphase-promoting complex; nucleus; cytoplasm. Gene Ontology annotation, biological process: protein ubiquitination. The record is from RefSeq and is marked validated. The transcript has 5 exons.